Molecule: messenger RNA, 665 nt
Organism: Aspergillus uvarum CBS 121591
Lineage: Eukaryota; Fungi; Ascomycota; Eurotiomycetes; Eurotiales; Aspergillaceae
Exons: 1
Coding region: 89-505 (138 amino acids)
Source: RefSeq, a predicted model, not a curated record
UUCCUUUUUUCUCUCUUCUGGUUCUGCUGAAAGGUUGGCGUCGAUUUCAUCACGGUGGGUGGUGCCCCCAGCUUCGAGCUAGCUCUUCAUGCAGCUUAGCUUUUUGUUCCGGCGUCCACGGGAUGAGUCGGGCUGGCCUAAAACAGCAGGUUCCCAAUCAGACAAGUCGGUGAGGCGAGGCAAUUCCCUCCGAAUUUCAGCUCACGACUGCAGCAAGCAGCGACAACUCGAGUGGGAAGCCACCCAGGUGCAAACAAACCUGCUUGCGUCGCCAGUGGGAAUUCUGUUUCUGGGACAGAACCUCCGGCGCUGGUGGAGCCGCAUGCCCGAUUCGGCCCGGUCUAUUGAGACCGAGCAGGCGGCUAGCCUGCCAUUGGCUACGGAUGCACCGCUAAGUGGGUCAUGUACCACUUUAUCGGACCCAUUUGGUUGCUGGGAUCCACUUUUUUGGAACCUCCUUGGCUUUUUCACUCUCUCUCUCACUCUGCUGCUCUCGUUACUGUGAUCCCUCUUCCCUCACGGUCAGCUUCAGCACGACCAUAUUCUGUGCAUACCGUAGGCCAGAUUCUCCCUACAUCCAAUUGCUCUGCCCUCAGGGCCAGGAAACUGAAAGGUGGAAGGGCAAGCCCAUUUUAUAUGUAAGGAAGAAUGAAGGGAGCUCGGGG